AUGGCGGAGAACAAUGAUGCGCAGCAUGAGCAUACCUUCGAGUCGGCUGAUGCCGGUGCCUCGGCCACCUUUCCCAUGCAGUGCUCUGCCUUGAGGAAGAACGGCCACGUCGUCAUCAAGGGUCGUCCCUGCAAGAUCGUCGAAAUGUCCACCUCCAAGACUGGCAAGCACGGCCACGCCAAAGUCCACUUGGUCGCCAUCGACAUCUUCACCGGCAAGAAGUUGGAAGAUCUUUCUCCCUCCACCCACAACAUGGAUGUCCCCAACGUCAGCCGUCGCGAAUUCCAGCUCCUCGAUAUCACCGAUGAUGAUUUCCUUUCCCUCAUGGAUGACUCCGGCAACACCAAGGACGAUGUCAAGCUCCCCGAUGGCGAUCUUGGUGAUAGAAUUAAGAAGAUGGUCGAUGAUGGCAAGGACGUCAAUGUCAUUGUCAUGGCCGCCAUGGGUGAAGAGCUCGCCAUGGACGCCAAGGAGGCUCCCAAGGGCUCCUAA
Cyphellophora europaea CBS 101466 is the source of this 492-nucleotide messenger RNA. RefSeq names its product eukaryotic translation initiation factor 5A. The transcript is spliced from 4 exons. NCBI's taxonomy places the organism in Eukaryota, Fungi, Ascomycota, Eurotiomycetes, Chaetothyriales, Cyphellophoraceae. Gene Ontology annotation, biological process: positive regulation of translational elongation; positive regulation of translational termination. The record is from RefSeq and is a predicted model, not a curated record. Bases 1 to 492 code for a protein of 163 amino acids. Gene Ontology annotation, molecular function: translation elongation factor activity; RNA binding; ribosome binding.